AUGAACUUGCCAGCACGCCAGUUUUACAAUCCAUUAGAUGAGUCGCAGAUCGAGUUCAUUCCGAGCGACUCAGAGUCUUCGAAGGGAAAUGUGGUGAGAACUACUAAUGACAGCCUAGAUGGCAGCUCGGAUAAGGAAUCGAUUGGAGACCAUUCGUUGUUCACGAAGGACCAUACGCUCAGCUCACGGAGGGGGUCUAUUACAAUGAGCGAGCUUAUUUCCAACAGUUUGAAGCAGACUCAAUCGAUCGACAGCCCCAGACUGGAUUCGUAUGCUCUGUCUCGGAUGAGUUCGUCUACUUCGUUGAGCUCCAGUGUCAUAGAUCGUGUGAGAUACAAAAUAGUGUUGAGACUGAACCCCAGAGAGAAAAGCCUGCUGCGGGAGUCAUGGUCCAUGAUCCUUAACGAAGACAUUGCCAGCCCCCCCACUAAGACGGGAUCGAACGGAAAGAAGACUCACCUGAACCAUAAGACGCAUGCCGUCGAUUCGCAAAAAAGGCGUUCUCGCCAGAGUUCCGCUAGCAGCAUUAAUAGCGCCGUCAACGUUGCGGUCGAAACUAAAGGGAAUGCACAUUCAAACGCCUUUGCUAGUUCAUUAUUUUGCUCCCAGUUCUACGCCAAUCUUCUUUCGAUGGACCCAGACCUGGAGCGCAUCUUUUCUUCCACCAGACACCAGGCUGUGGCAUUCGCAGGCGUUUUGACCGCAGCCAUCAAAAACCUCGAGAACCUCCAAGCACUAGAGGGUUUUCUAGAAAGUCUUGGAAAGCGUCACGCUAGAAUACUCAACAUAGAGCCUCCUCAUUUUGAAACCAUGGGCGUCGCUUUUCUAAAAACGCUGCAGGACAGAUUUGGCGUCCACUGCACAAUAGAACUCGAAGAGGUGUGGUCACGACUCUACUCCUAUCUCGCCAACAGCAUCCUUCAAUUCGGCAUCGAUCCGUACCUCCAAGUCGAUCUCCAACAAGAUACCCUUGUGUUCCCGGUCCCUAACUUGCAAACUGGAGCAAGCCAAACCGUGAGCAGACUGAGCAGCCGUAUCUCUCUGUCCGACUCUUUGAGAUCAGGCGCUUUUACGUCUACAAGAGAUGAUCACGUCGCAGAACAUAGAGACAGAAAGGCGUCAACCAAGACGGCUGCGCCUGCGAGCGACAAGAAGACAGGUCACUCUUCUACUAGCAAGAAGGCCCAAGCUCAUAGGAACAAGAACAAGAAGGCGUCCAAACUCAACUUCUCGAGUAAUCAAGAUUGCGUAGUCAUGUAA
This is a messenger RNA of Torulaspora globosa, 1260 nucleotides long. RefSeq lists its product as uncharacterized. Lineage: Eukaryota; Fungi; Ascomycota; Saccharomycetes; Saccharomycetales; Saccharomycetaceae. The record is from RefSeq and is a predicted model, not a curated record. Bases 1 to 1260 code for a protein of 419 amino acids. Gene Ontology annotation, molecular function: heme binding; oxygen binding; FAD binding. The transcript has a single exon. Gene Ontology annotation, biological process: nitric oxide catabolic process; cellular response to nitrosative stress. Gene Ontology annotation, cellular component: intracellular anatomical structure.